AUGAAAGCUGCUGAAAACUUAGCUCAAGAUGAAAAUGAGUGUAAGAUCUAAAUAGCAAAUGCAAAUCCUCAACCUCGGAGCUCUUCUAAUAGCAAGCAUAGCCAAGUCGGACAAAAAUAUAUAGGCUUUCUGAUGUCCCAAAUCAAGUUGAUGAAGCAAGUGAUUGAGCAAAACAGUAUUAUUAAUUCAAAAUUUCUAGAUAUCAGAAACGAAAUUGAGAGGCUGCAGCAAUCUAAUGCUCCUUCGGAAUCAGUUCAAGGUCCAGUUCCAACCAAAAAGAAUAUUUUGGAGUUAAUAUGCCCUGAAGUAGAAUCAUAUGAUUACAGCCUUUCAUUAGUUGAUAAAAUUCCUUCACCUGUCUGCAAGGGUAAAUACUUUUCGUUCAAUGUUUCACUCAAAAAUGAAGGGAUACUAAAGAUUCCAAUAGAAGAAAGGAUCCAGAUAAAAGUUUCUAUCUAUUCUGCAGAAAAUCCUCCAAAAGUAAUUAAAAAGAAUAUGAGUGGUGAAAUUAUGAUAAAAGGCCAUACUACAAGCACACUCACUUAUGACUCAAAACUGGGCACCCAUUCAGCAAGUUUUAAAAUCCAGCUUAAUGAAGUUACUUCGCAUUUUAUGAAUGGAUGAGUAUUUUUGGUUGUUGAAACUCAGACACCUUGCGAAUUUUUAGAAACACUGGGGAUAUAUAUUAAGCCUUUGAUAAUAAAGAAAUUGAUAAUUAAAGCAAAAGAAACGACUUGCAAAAGAUGGCGUGAGAAAGAGCAGGAGAUGAGAGAAAUUGCAUCUGAAGAGAAUUUAGAAAGCGGAAAUUCUGCUGAGUCUUAA
Molecule: messenger RNA, 822 nt
Organism: Blepharisma stoltei
Lineage: Eukaryota; Ciliophora; Heterotrichea; Heterotrichida; Blepharismidae
Source: the annotation of a GenBank genome assembly